Messenger RNA from Amaranthus tricolor (Joseph's coat), 2114 nucleotides. RefSeq names its product acyl-CoA-binding domain-containing protein 4. Gene Ontology annotation, molecular function: protein binding. Bases 166 to 1698 code for a protein of 510 amino acids. The transcript is spliced from 14 exons. The record is from RefSeq and is a predicted model, not a curated record. NCBI's taxonomy places the organism in Eukaryota, Viridiplantae, Streptophyta, Magnoliopsida, Caryophyllales, Amaranthaceae.
AGUUGCCACGUGCACAUUUCAUUGAUCAAGAUUUCAGCAUUCCGCGCUGCGCACUCCACUCCCAAUUCACAUUUCCAAUCCCAAUUUUUCAUAAACAAGAUACGAUUUUACGUCGACGAGGACCAAAAUCAUCGUCAUUAACUUCGAAUCCUGCUUACUGUUGAUAUGGAGAAUGGAAAUCAAACAUCUGAUGCUGAUGUAGGGAUUUGGUAUUCGAGUUUGGCAUAUGAUCAAUGGGUCACACUUCCUGUUGCUGGUCGUCGACCCCCGGGUCGUUACAAGCAUGCUGCAGCUGUUGUUGGGCAGAGGCUUUACAUUUCUGGUGGCAGUCGUAAUGGUCGCCAUUUAGCAGAUGUGCAGGUUUUAGAUUUUACUAGCUCCACAUGGUCGUCACUGAGGCUUUCUGCUAUCCCUGACGCAGUGCAAUCUGAAAGUGAUAGAUUGGUACAAGGCUUCCCAGCCACCUCAGGACACCACAUGAUUGUUUGGGAACAAAAGCUGCUUUGUCUUGAUGGACAUUCAAAGUACUCUAGUUUUGUAACAGUACGGUUUUUGGAUCUAGAGACACUUGAAUGUGGAGUUAUGGACACUGUUGGAGAUCUUCCGGUUGCUCGUACAGGAGAGUCUGUGACACUAGUUGGAUCAAAGUUGAUAAUGUUUGGCGGUGAAGAUGCCCGCCGGAAACUUCUGAAUGAUAUACAUAUUCUUGAUCUUGACACAAUGACUUGGAGUAAAGUUGAAGCUACGCAGAACUCGCCUUCUCCAAGAUAUGAUCAUGCAACUGCUGUGCAUGCUGAACGCUACCUCCUAGUUUUUGGCGGGUGUUCUCAUUCUACUUGUUUCAAUGAUUUAUAUGUUCUAGACUUGAAUACAAUGGAGUGGUCUCAGCCUGAGACACGAGGUGAUUAUGUAUCUCCUCGAGCUGGACAUGCUGGUAUUACAGUUAAUGGAAACUGGUACAUAGUUGGUGGUGGCGACAACAAAAGUGGAUCCCUUGAUACACUAGUGCUCGACAUGAACAAGCUUGUUUGGUCUGUGGUGGCUACGGUAAAUCUAAGGGAUCCACUUGCUAGUGAGGGAAUCAGCAUCUGCUUAGCUAAUAUUCACGAGGAACAAUUUUUGGUUGCUUUUGGAGGAUACAAUGGCAAUUAUAACAAUGAGGUACUUGUUAUGAGACCCAAACUGAAGGAUUCUGCACGUCCUAAGAUAUACAUGUCACCUGCUGCAGCAGCUGCUGCAGCAUCUGUCACUGCAGCUUAUUCCUAUAAAUCUGAAAAGCCUCCGGAAUUACCUAAGCCAGAAUCUGUUUACCCAAAACAGGAUGGUUCCCCUGUUUUGGCUAACAUGAAAGAUGCCAAAAGACUGUUAGAAUUGUCGCUUAUUGAAGUCAGAGAAGAAAAUUCUAUGCUGAAAGGAAAGAUUGACGAAAUUAACAGUAACCAUGAAGAACUAUCCAAGGAACUUACUUCUGUCCAAGGGCAAUUGAUAUCAGAGAGAUCAAGAUGCUUUAAGUUAGAGGCUCAGAUAGCAGAGCUAGAACGCUUGUUAGAAUCACGCCCUUCCAUAGAGGCUGAAUUACAGUCACUCAGGAAGGAGAAAUCCACCUUUGAGCAGAUUUUAGAGCAUGAUCCGGCAGUCCAGAGGCAAGGUUCCAGGGGUGUUUGGCAAUGGCUUUCUGGAGGUGAAGGCAGUCCUUGAGAGUUCAAGGUCUCCGAUUGACGUUUCCGCUGAAAAUUGUGGUCAAGUUGUUGCAGCUAUGCUAGCUUUUUGUUCGGAUGUUGCCAAGCUGAUGACAUUAGUAAGACAACGAUUAUAUUGCGAUAGCUGCAAAUUCGGUAUUUGAUACUUAAGCUUAUUAUAGUUAAAAUGUGGAUCAUAUACCUGAAAAAGUCGUGAAUAUUAGUGUAACAAUGUUUUCCAUGAGGCUUAUUCAAUUGGAUUAUUUGAAUGUCAUUUUUUUUUCUUACAGCCUCUAUAUUAGUAGCUGCAAAUUCGGUAUUUGUAACCGUCCGUUUCUCCUGUCUCGUAUCAUUGUUCUUCCUUUAUAUGGAAUAGUGUAUAGCCGAAACAAUUUAUGCGUUGAUUUAUCGAAUUUUGUAAGGAUUUGUUUUGAA